AUGCGAUCCACUUUUAUCGUCCAUUUGAUCAUGAUGUUCGUGGCUAUGGCAGUUGCAUUGCCCACGUCAAACGACGUAUUUGACCGUGAUACCACCGAAAUCGAAUUUGAGAAACGAUUUUCAUCCCCCGCCGAGCCCAUCGGCGUUGACAGCUCUGGAGGUAUCGCUAUCGGCGGCAUUCUCUAG
Molecule: messenger RNA, 186 nt
Organism: Penicillium manginii
Lineage: Eukaryota; Fungi; Ascomycota; Eurotiomycetes; Eurotiales; Aspergillaceae
Exons: 1
Coding region: 1-186 (61 amino acids)
Source: RefSeq, a predicted model, not a curated record